UGAAAGCAGCAAUCUGAUUGGUUGCUGUGGGCAACUGGGCAACUUUUCUUCUGGACAGGUCCCCAGGAUAACAAUGUCUCUGCAGGUGUUAUUAGUCACAUUCACCAUCAUCUCUAUGGCCGGGCUGUCGGAUGCCCAGUGCACUUUCCCACCAAAUCAGAGGAGAGACUGCGGGUUCUCGGGCAUAAAUCAGCAGAUGUGUCUCAGUAAAGGGUGCUGCUAUGACUCAAGUAUCAGGGGAGUGAUCUGGUGUUUCCAUCCACUACCCCCAACUACAACUGAAACCAGAAGAACAACAUCUGUACCAUCACAAAACGGCACAACAACCACUUCACAUGAUUUUAAUAUUGGACUGGCAGAGGAGCCUGUGACCAGAGUACCCCCAGUCAACGCCACUCAGCAGACCACUCAGAAUACCACGCCACAGACCACUCAGAAUACCACGCCGCAGACCACUCAGAAUACCACGCCGCAGACCACUCAGAAUACCACGCUGCAGACCAAUCAGAAUACCACGCUGCAGACCAAUCAGAAUACCACGCUGCAGACCAAUCAGAAUACCACGAUGCGGAGCCCUCAGAAGACCACGCUGCGGACCGCUCAAAAGACCACGCUGAAGACCACUCAAAAGACCACCAACCUAUUUAGCAGCUGCGGGACUUUUUGUAGCUGGAGUCAUCUCAGUUAUAUCUGUCUUAUCUCUCUGUCUAUAUUGGCCUUUUCUGGUUACUAAGUGUGUUUAUGUUAUGUGGCGGCAUUAUUAAUAAGUGGCAUAGUACCCGCUGUUGCCAGGCCAGGGCAUCAAUGAUAUAUAUAUAUAUAUAUAUAUAUAUAUAUAUAUAUAUAUAUAUAUAUAUACACAUACAUAUAUAUCUGCUUCUCCAGACUGGUAAUCUGUUCAGGAGACUGGGAAAGUUGGGGUAGUACUGUAAACCCUGCACUGUGUACUGCCUGCCACCCAUCUAUCUCAGUCUGCUGAAGAGAAUAUCUGUCUGGUAAAGCUCUACAUAUACUGCAUGCCACCCAGCUUUUCUACUAUUCCUAAGCCCCAACAGUGAUAGGCUUCUUGUCCUCCCUGCACUCCAGUGCUGCCAUGCCCUCUUACUGACCCUGCACUGAUGUGUUCUUUGCAUCUGCCUGCUGGACAGUUAAAUCAUACUUUACCAUGAUAUUUUCUGGCGGUAGGAUGUUUAAAGGGGUUUUCUGGUGCUUAGACAUC
Hyla sarda is the source of this 1219-nucleotide messenger RNA. RefSeq names its product integumentary mucin A.1-like. NCBI's taxonomy places the organism in Eukaryota, Metazoa, Chordata, Amphibia, Anura, Hylidae. The transcript has 4 exons. The coding region runs from base 74 to 733 and encodes 219 amino acids. The record is from RefSeq and is a predicted model, not a curated record.